This is a messenger RNA of Linum tenue, 3465 nucleotides long. The record is from the annotation of a GenBank genome assembly. Lineage: Eukaryota; Viridiplantae; Streptophyta; Magnoliopsida; Malpighiales; Linaceae.
AUGGCAACGGCUAUUUCUCUCUUCCCCUUCUCCCUCCUCCUCCUUCUCACCACCACCACUAUCGCCGCCGUCGUUCCAGCCGCCGAGAUCCAAGCUUUGACCGCCUUCAAGCUCGCCCUCCACGACCCCCUCGGCGCCCUCGACGGCUGGGACCCUUCCACCCCGCUCGCUCCCUGCGACUGGCGGGGCGUUACCUGCUCUCCCUCCAACACCUCUUCCCGGGUCACCGACCUCCGCCUUCCCCACCUCCAGCUCGCCGGCGGUAUCGAUCCGCAGCUCGCCGACCUCACCCAGCUCCGCCGGCUCAGCCUCCACACCAACAGCUUCAACGGCUCAAUACCCAGCUCGCUCUCCCGCUGCUCACUCCUUCGCGCCGUUUACCUUCAGUACAACUCCCUAUCCGGCGAGCUCCCGGCUUCCCUCCUCGCCAACCUCACCAAUCUCCAAAUCUUCACCGUCUCCCACAAUCUCCUCUCCGGGAGAGUAGGGGGAGGCGGAGGAGGGUUCCCGGUUUCUCUGCGGUUUCUCGAUUUGUCCUCCAAUGCUUUCUCAGGGGAGAUUCCGUCUAAUUUUUCGGCCGAUUCGGAGCUGCAGCUGGUGAAUCUGUCGUUUAAUGAGUUUUCUGGAGAGGUUCCGGCGAGUUUCGGGAAGUUGCAGUGGUUGGAGUACCUGUGGCUGGACUCGAAUCGGUUGGAGGGAACUCUUCCAUCGGCGAUUGCAAACUGCUCGUCGCUUAAGCAGCUGAGCGCGGAGGAUAACAAGCUGAGGGGAUUGAUUCCGGCGACGAUCGGCUCGAUUCCGCGGCUCCAAGUGCUCUCCCUGUCGCGGAACGAGCUCUCCGGUUCGAUUCCGUCGUCUAUUUUCUGCAAUGUCGGAGUAGGCGGCGGCAAUUUUUCGGCGGGAGGGCUUCGUUUUGUGGACUUAGGGUUUAAUGCGCUCACGGGGAUAGCUCAGCCGCCAGAUGGCGGCGGAGGAGGAGGAGGAUGUGGGGAUUCUGUUCUCCAAGUAAUUGACGUUCACGAGAAUCGCAUUAACGGCGUGUUCCCUUCGUGGUUGACCAACAUCACCACUCUCCAAGUCGUUGACCUUUCCAGAAACUUCUUCGCCGGCUUUCUGCCGGCCGGGGUCGGGAACCUUCUCCGGUUACGCGAGCUCAGAGUUGCUGCCAAUUCGUUCAACGGCAGUCUUCCAAGUGACAUCGUCAAAUGUACCUCUCUACAAGUCCUCGACGUUGGGGACAAUCGAUUUACCGGUGAGAUCCCUUCCUUCAUCACAGGCUUACUUGGUUUAACAACACUGUCGCUGGAAGGAAAUCAGUUCUCCGGUCCCGUUCCGGCAGGGGUAAGCAACUUGGUUGAGCUCCAAACGCUGAACUUGAGCGAUAAUGCUCUGAGUGGUGAUUUCCCGGUGGAGAUACUAAGUAUGGGGAACUUGAGCGCAUUGAAUCUCGGCGGUAAUACAUUUGGUGGGGAGCUUCCUUCUAGAAUAGGGGAGUUGAAGGGAUUGCAGGUUUUGAACUUAAGUGCAUGCGGGUUUUCAGGCAGGAUUCCGGCUGCCAUUGGUGGGUUAUUGAAGCUAACAACUCUUGAUUUGAGCAAGCAGAACUUCGCCGGCGAAUUGCCCAUCGAGCUGUUUGGGUUGCCGAGCUUGGAACUUGUUUCACUGGAGGAGAACAAAUUGUCUGGGAAUGUUCCAGAGGGAUUUAGCAGCUUAGUUGCUCUACAACAUCUCAAUCUCACUUCCAAUUCCUUCUCCGGCGAGAUCCCGGGGACUUAUGGGUUUCUCAGAAGCUUAACUGCUCUCUCAUUGUCUAAGAACAGCGUUUCAGGUGAGAUUCCGGAGGAGCUCGGCAAUUGUACAAGUCUUCAGGUGCUCGAGCUUCGUUCGAAUCGCUUGACCGGUGAAAUCCCAGGCGACAUCUCUCGUUUAUCUCGCCUAAACGUUCUCGAUUUGGGGCAGAAUGGUUUGACAGAGGAGAUCCCAGUAGAGAUCGAGAAAUGCUCUUCUUUAUCAUCUCUCCUACUGGAUGGGAAUCACAUUUCAGGCCGAAUCCCAGAGUCAUUAUCCAAGCUAUCCAAUUUGUCAGCUCUAGACCUUUCAUCGAACAGUUUGAGUGGCCAGAUCCCAGCCAACAUUUCAUCCAUCCCUAACCUCAAACACUUGAACUUAUCAGCCAACAGCUUACAAGGUGAGAUCCCGGAGCCAUUAGCCUCUCGAUUCGACGACCCUUCGGUGUUCUUCAUGAACGGGAAGCUAUGCGGGAAGCCACUCGACAAACAAUGCCCCAGCGAGAAGAGCAAGAAGAGAAGGAAACUCAUCCUGUUCAUUGCAGUAGUCACUGGUGGAAGCCUCCUCCUAGCAAUGUGCUGCUGUGGAUACACAUACAGCCUCCUCCGGUGGCGGAAGAAGUUGAGGGAAAUGGCUGCCGGAAAGAAACGCAGCCCGGCUCGCGGAAGCUCCGACAGAGGCAGAGGAAGCAAUGGCUCCAACAAUGGGGGAGGGCCUAAGUUGGUUAUGUUCAACAACAAGAUAACUUACGCCGAAACCCUCGAAGCCACGAGGAAUUUCGACGAGGAGAAUGUCCUGAGCAGGGGGAGAUACGGGCUCGUGUUCAAAGCCUCGUAUCAAGACGGGAUGGUGCUCUCCAUCCGCCGCCUCCCGGACGGAAUCGCCGUCGAGGAGAACACUUUCAGGAAGGAAUCAGAGUCUCUAGGCAGAGUCAAACACCGCAAUUUAACCGUACUUCGUGGAUACUACGCCGGCCCACCGCCGGAGGUCAAACUCCUGGUCUACGACUACAUGCCGAACGGAAACCUGGCCACUCUGCUGCAAGAAGCUUCUCAUCAAGACGGCCAUGUCCUGAACUGGCCAAUGCGGCACUUAAUUGCAUUGGGGAUUGCCAGAGGGCUAGCAUUUCUACACUCCGUGACGAUGGUCCACGGCGAUUUAAAGCCUCUGAACGUCCUAUUCGACGCUGAUUUCGAGGCGCAUUUGUCGGAAUUCGGGCUCGACAAGCUGACAGUUUCGUUCCCGGCGCAGGCUUCCUCGUCGGUGACCGCUGUGGGGACGGUCGGGUACGUGGCGCCGGAGGCCGUCCUGACGGCGGAGGCCACGAGGGAGUCGGACGUGUACAGCUUCGGGAUCGUCCUGCUGGAGAUUCUGACGGGGAAGAAGCCGGUGAUGUUCAAUCAGGAGGAGGAAGAUAUAGUGAAGUGGGUGAAGAAGCAGCUGCAGACGGGUCGGGUUUCGGAGCUGUUGGAACCGGGGCUGCUGGAGCUUGAUCCGGAGUCGUCGGAGUGGGAGGAGGUUCUUUUGGGGGUGAAAGUCGGGCUGCUGUGUACGGCUCCGGAUCCGGUGGAUCGGCCGUCGAUGACUGACGUGGUGUUUAUGCUGGAAGGGUGCAGGGUUGGUCCGGAGAUCCCGUCCUCAGCGGAUCCGACCUCGCUGCCUUCCCCAGUUGCCUGA